Gastrolobium bilobum is the source of this 2052-nucleotide messenger RNA. RefSeq lists its product as uncharacterized. The transcript is spliced from 3 exons. The record is from RefSeq and is a predicted model, not a curated record. NCBI's taxonomy places the organism in Eukaryota, Viridiplantae, Streptophyta, Magnoliopsida, Fabales, Fabaceae. Bases 181 to 1941 code for a protein of 586 amino acids. Gene Ontology annotation, biological process: protein phosphorylation. Gene Ontology annotation, molecular function: ATP binding; protein kinase activity.
UAAUUACUUGUUACCCCACAAAAACAAACAAGCAUCCACACCCACCACCUUCCCAAAAACCACGACAAACGUUAAAUUACUUAUAAAUCUGAUACGACACCCACCACCACCUUUCUGAACAACCUUCCAUAACCCGAACCACCACUUCACACACAUAACAACUUGCAACUCACAUUUCCAAUGGCUGCAACCUUGGAGUGUUGGUCCAGCCGCGCCGGCGCCGGCACCGGCACCGACGAGGAGAUGGUGGAACAGGUUCUCAUGAGGACCAACCACAGAUCGGAAGGUGCGGUCUCUUCCUCCACCAAAGACUCCUCCACCCUCGUCCACAAGAAGUUGCAGAAGCUGAGCCGCAACGUUUCUGAGGCUAUAACCUCCUUCAAGAACUCCCUUAACCUCAAUUUGAACCCGGAUUCUCCUUCUUCUUCUUCUUCCAAGAACGAUGGCUCUUCUCGGAAAGUUGCGUGGGGUAGUGUCGUUCGCAACCUCACCCUGCUCUACCCUGGAAGCCAGCUUCCUGAGAAGCUCAUGUCCAAUAUUCGCAAGCAUUAUGAUUCCUUGCCUCUCAGUUAUGCACAAGCAGAAUUUGAUAUGAAAGAUGUGUUUCUCCACAUCAAGUUGAUGGAGCAAGCAUCAGAAGGUGACCAAUCUGCGAUAUUGAUUCAAGAAGAGUGUGAUGAUGAAGUUCGGGGGUCUGUGUUGAAGCUCACGUUUGCUUGCAACUCUCCAAUUUCAUGGCCUGCAAUGUCGGGUGCAUUAGAUAGUUCAUCCAUUUCCUGCAAGAAGAUGCAGAUCUUUGAGAAGAAAGGUUUUACACUGGGGGUUGUUCUUCUUGUUGUUCAGUCUGGCCAUGAUAAAUUGGUCAGGACCCGGGUUGAAAAUGCUUUGAAGUUUGCUAUGAAGAAGCCCAAAACCAGUUCUGUGAAGCUUCCCUUUGGACUUUGUGGAUGUCAGGAAGAGAAUUCCAAGGGGAGAGAACUCGGGGAGAUUGAUGAAGACUUUGGUGAUGCAUACCAUGGAAAGGAGUUCGAGAAUUCGAGCCAAAAGAUUCAGCUUCAGGUGCCCUUGCCUGCUUCAUCUUUUAUCGUAUCAGUAGAUGAAUGGCAGACGAUAAAGUCAGGAGGAGAUGAGAUUGAAAAAUGGUUGUUGAACUCGGAUAGUGUUGAGUUUACAGAACAGAUUGGGCCCAAUUCAUAUAAGGGGUUCUACAUGGGAAAAAGGGUUGGAAUUGAGAAGCUGAAAGGUUGUGACAAAGGAAAUUCUUAUGAAUUUGAGCUCCACAAAAAUCUGCUGGAACUGAUGUCCUGUGGGCAUAGAAACAUUCAGCAAUUCUGUGGUAUUUGUGUGGAUGAUAUUCAUGGAUUAUGUGUAGUGACUAAGUUCAUGGAAGGUGGGUCUGUUCAUGAUUUAAUGUUGAAGAACAAGAAGAUACAGACUAAGGAUAUUGUGAGAAUCGCAGUUGAUGUAGCUGAGGGGAUCAAGUUUAUGAAUGACCAUGGUGUUGCAUACAGAGACCUCAAUACGCAGAGGAUUCUAUUGGAUAGGCAUGGGAAUGCUUGCUUGGGGGAUAUGGGUGUAGUCACUGCCUGCAAGAGUGUUGGAGAAGCAAUAGAGUAUGAAACUGAUGGUUAUAGGUGGCUAGCACCAGAGAUAAUUGCAGGGGAUCCAGAGAGUGUCACAGAGACAUGGAUGAGUAACGUUUAUAGUUUUGGGAUGGUAAUUUGGGAGAUGGUAACUGGUGAGGCAGCAUAUUCUACAUUUUCACCUGUGCAGGCAGCAGUAGGCAUUGCUGCUUGUGGCCUUAGACCUGAAAUCCCCAAGGACUGCCAUCAAACUCUAAAAUAUAUUAUGGCCAAGUGCUGGAAUAACACUCCUUCUAAACGUCCUCAGCUAUCUGAAAUUUUAGCAAUAUUGAUGCGACCAAACAACAACAAUAGGUAAACUUCUAUAUAGGCCUUUGUGGAACCCAAUCAGUUGAAUCAAAAUGAUAACAAGUUCAUGUAUAAACAUGAAUCCCCAUGCUUAUAUAGCAGCAAUGAAGUUGUAAAUUAU